This is a messenger RNA of Amphibalanus amphitrite, 1638 nucleotides long. Its product is annotated as guanosine-3',5'-bis(diphosphate) 3'-pyrophosphohydrolase MESH1-like. Gene Ontology annotation, molecular function: guanosine-3',5'-bis(diphosphate) 3'-diphosphatase activity. The coding region runs from base 590 to 1135 and encodes 181 amino acids. Lineage: Eukaryota; Metazoa; Arthropoda; Thecostraca; Balanomorpha; Balanidae. The transcript has 3 exons. The record is from RefSeq and is a predicted model, not a curated record.
GACUGUAGGCCUGUAGACUGAAGGCCUAGGACUUUGAGCAGACUUUGAGCCAUGCAUUGUUGACUCCGACUCCGACUCCGAAUCCGGGCAGAACUGUCGACUCCGAAUGACUCCGACUUCGACUCCGACUCCGACUCCAUAGCCUGUGGCGGCUGCUCUAACUUUCAAGAGUUGCAAUCAUCCCUAUUGUCUAAUGGUCGCUACUCGAUAAACGUGCACAUUUUCGCCGUAGGUUUCCUGCGAUGGCAAGCACUACUUCAUGCUUACAUAUGUAGGCGCCUCGUUUUGUUUCAAUUUACUUUUCCUGACUAGCGUAACAUCGUUUGCCCGUCUCGGCCCUGCCUGUAAACUGAACCUUCCACGGUCCCAUUCGGUCCGGCCGGCUCCCCGUAUCUCAGUGCGUGGAAGCAGGCGCCAGUCGGACCGCAGUCAGCUGACUAUACUCCACGCUACCCGGUAGCCGAGAGCGUGGAUCGAUGUCUGGCUCUACCGACGCCGCCUGCCGCACGCGCUCAGUCGGCUGAUUGUGAAACGCUGCCGGCGAGCCACGCCACGUGUUUGGGAGUUCGAGGAUAUUGUAGAGUUUGAGAUGGACGCCGAUCCCGUGCGAUGUCUUCUUCGAGCGGCCAACUUUGCGGCCAUCAAACACAAGGACCAGCGGAGGAAGGAUCCCGACAAGACGCCCUACAUCAACCACCCGAUCGGGGUGGCUUAUAUUUUGAUGGACGAGGGCGAUGUUACCGACAGUGAGGUACUGCAGGCCGCCAUCCUCCAUGACACCGUCGAGGAUACCGACACCACUUUGGACGAGAUCCAAGAUGUCUUCGGCGAAAAGGUCCGGUCCAUCGUCGCUGAGGUCACCGAUGACAAGUCGCUGCCCAAGGCGGAGCGGAAGCGCCUGCAGGUGGAGCACGCCGCCUCGCGCAGCCACCAGGCCAAGCUGGUCAAGCUGGCCGACAAGCUGUACAACCUGCGUGACCUGUGCCGCACCACGCCCGAGGGCUGGGACGAGCAGCGCGUGGCCGAGUACUUCCAGUGGGCGGCACGGGUGGUGCGCGGUCUGCGCGGCACUAACCGGCCGCUGGAGGAGCGGCUCGAGCGGCUGUUCAAGGAGCGACAGGUGCCCGACUGCUGAUGGCCUGAUGAGUGGUGAAUGAAUGGAACCUCAGUGGAUUGGACUGAUGGGCUGAGUGUCUGCUGGCAUGUGUAGUGUGGGUGUCAGUGUACUUGCCAUACAGAUAUUUUUUCUGGUUUCUUUAUUCGAUUGAUAUAUUUAACUAUUUGUGAAUUGCGAACCUUUUUCCCAUUCUAUCCCGGUUAAACUCAUUUCAACGCAGCACCUGACUGCCGUCUCCCUCUCCCACUCAAGUUGGCGCCUCUUUGCUAUUAAACUAGUAUCAGUGAAUCAAUGAUAUAUGCUAUAUCCAGGUGUGACCAUUUGUUUUGCUCUACACACACUUAACAUCAUCCAGUCAAAAGGCAUGAGAACUUCUAUCUGAAUCUCAAUAUUCACCAGUUGCAUCCUGUUUCCUGAUAUAACUUGUAAACCAUGCUUAUGAUGGCAUGAGUGCUCAACUUCCACUGAUACGACGUGCCUGAACUUCGGAUUGUUGAAUAAAUGCCUGUUCAAACUAGAAA